GCUAAAUAUUUACUUUUUGUUUUAUACUCAUUAAAUUUUACACCCAACAGAACAUUGACUGCACGUUCGCUUGCAACACAAGCAAAUAAAUAAUCGACUGUUACAGGUAAAAAUUUUAACCCAUAUUUUGUUUCAAAUACCAAAAAUACCAUUGUCUGUCAUUGUACAUUGCAUUAGCGAAAUUGGAAUUGAAUUUUCAUUUUAUGAACGUAUUCCAUUGAAUCUAGAUCAAUUAACCAUACAAUUAAAAGACGAUAGAAUUUCUGAUAUUAUACAAAUGAUAUUAUUACAAAUCUAUGAUUAUGACCAAACAAAUCAAAAGCAGUAUUAUCUUUUAUAUAUUGAUACAACAGCUAAAAAACACCUGCCAACAAAUAAUCAUUUGUCAAUAACUGUUCGACCAGAAAACUACUGUGAACAAUUAUUAUGGUUGUCUAAUCAAACAUUUUCAUUGAAUGAAAUGGCUAAAUUAUUUUGUCUCAAAUAUGAAAAUGUUUAUUGUGUAUAUAAUGAAAACUUAAUUUGUAAUUGCAAUAAUUCAAUUAGUAUUUGUAGCAAUUUCAAUUCUAAUCAUACACAUAUUUGUCAAGGCUAUAAUCAAUGUGAAAAUGGUGGACAAUGUGUACAAGAAAAUAUAAAAUGUCCAACACGAACAACUUGUAUUUGUUCAGAAUGUUAUUAUGGAUCAUCAUGUCAGUUUUCAACGUAUGGUUUUGUUCUUUCAUUAGACUCAAUUUUAGGUUACCAUAUACAACCAAAUGUUAAAUUAAAUAAACGAGGAUCGGUCAUUAAAUUUUGUAUUAUAAUUGUAACAAUAAUGUUUACAUUCUGUCUUUUUAGUAAUUGUUUAUCAAUUCUGGUAUUUAAACAAUCAACAUUACGACAAACUGGAUGUGGAAUUUAUUUAUUAUUUUCGUCAGUUAUUGGAUUAUUAACAAUUUUCAUUUUACAAUUAAAUUUAUUUACCUAG
Didymodactylos carnosus is the source of this 970-nucleotide messenger RNA. NCBI's taxonomy places the organism in Eukaryota, Metazoa, Rotifera, Eurotatoria, Philodinida, Philodinidae. The record is from the annotation of a GenBank genome assembly.